This is a messenger RNA of Diaporthe batatas, 1179 nucleotides long. RefSeq lists its product as uncharacterized. NCBI's taxonomy places the organism in Eukaryota, Fungi, Ascomycota, Sordariomycetes, Diaporthales, Diaporthaceae. Bases 1 to 1179 code for a protein of 392 amino acids. The record is from RefSeq and is a predicted model, not a curated record. The transcript is spliced from 2 exons.
AUGGCAUAUUAUUCUGAAGGUGAGACGAGGCGGCCACGAUGGAAGUUCUGGCGAAGCAAGAGCGGCGACAUCUCUCACUCGGACCAAGCAACGAAACAGAGCAGCAGCCGCAGCGACGACAGCUAUAGAGAAAGGCCCCCCAAAAGAUCAGACGACCCGACCCUUGAGAAUGCAACCCUACCAGGCCAGCUCGCCACAACAACAAACAGCUCGGACGCCUCCAGCGAGCUGAAGGAGUCCACCGCCUCGCCGAGCCUCAACCCGCGGACCCUGAGCAACUCGUCCAUCGCGCCGGUCGAGCACACCAAGUCGACGGCCACGUCGACCUCCAGCCCCGUGGUCACGCGGGAGACGCACACGGACCCCGUCACGGGCGAUCUAAUUAUCACCAUGACGACCACGAUCGUCACGACCACGACGACGAAGCGCAUCAUCAAGAUCCCGCCAGCGACGCGGGACGAGGUCGACCUCGACGAGGAGAGGCGGCUGGCGGCGGAGUACCUUGCCUCCAACGGCAUGCAGAGCCCGAGGGACCGGCACCCGGGGCUGCAGCCUGCGCCGAGGCGGAGCGGGAGCCACUCGAAUCUUGUCAGUCGGUCUUCGGAGCAGUCGUCGUUUGGGCCGAGGCCGCAUGCCUCGGACCGGUCGUAUUCUAUGGGGUCGAGGACGGGGCCGCCGCCGAGUUUCCAUAAUCACGCGCGGAAUUUCUCGAGGCCGGGGCCGAAGCAGGCGUGUGAAGAGGGGCAGACGAGGUUGAGCUUGGAUGCGAGGAGGGGGUUGAAGAGGGCGGAGACCAUGAGGUCCAAGUCCCUCAUACUACGGAAGCCAGAACCAAAGCCUCCUGCUAUCAGCCUCCCAACUCCGAAGGAUGCUGAUCCUCAGCAAUACUACUCUCACUCGAUCGGUACUAUAGCGUUUCAAAACACGCAUGCGCGGCCCCACACGAGGGACGGGGGCGAAAGAUGGACAGGAAGCCAGCGUCAGCCGACAUUCCACAAGCCACGAAUCCCACACCCGGCAUCGCCGCGGGCAGAAGAGGCGGACCCGAGUCCUCGGCGUGGAAGCUGGGCCACCUUUGGUGGAGAGGAGACAAUGAAGCACCAGAGACGCCAGCAGGCUACCAACAACUUCAUAUUGGGGAUACCAAGUACGGGAGGUGACUUGGGCAACAUGUUUUGA